This is a messenger RNA of Juglans microcarpa x Juglans regia, 1255 nucleotides long. Its product is annotated as NAC domain-containing protein 73. Gene Ontology annotation, molecular function: transcription cis-regulatory region binding; DNA-binding transcription factor activity. Gene Ontology annotation, biological process: regulation of DNA-templated transcription. Lineage: Eukaryota; Viridiplantae; Streptophyta; Magnoliopsida; Fagales; Juglandaceae. The record is from RefSeq and is a predicted model, not a curated record. The transcript is spliced from 4 exons. The coding region runs from base 260 to 1180 and encodes 306 amino acids. Gene Ontology annotation, cellular component: nucleus.
UUCCCUUCUCUUAUAGCCUUCGUUCUCAUAGCUAGAGUUCUCUUUGUUCUGUCUGAGGAAGCCCGGCCCCCAAGAGCAAAUAAGAACAACACAAAUUAAUCUUAGGAAAGGGUGAACUAAAUUCCUUCCCUGACAUCAAGAAGAAGUUACCCUAUUGCGUAUUCUCGUAUAGAGUUCGCUCUAUUCAGGAGACGUACUGGAGGAAACAAGACGGAAAAUCCAUUUAUGGGAUAUUGGGCCUGAGAGCAAAACCGGAGAGAUGACAUGGUGCAAUGAUUCAGACGAUGAGAGGGCUCUUCAGAUAAUCACGUCUACUACUCCACAAGAGAGCAGUGUUCUCGACACGAAAACGGAUGAGGUCCGGACCAUAACAUGCCCAUCAUGUGGCCAUGACAUCGAAUUCCAAGAUCAGACGGGAAUUCAUGAUUUACCGGGACUACCAGCGGGGGUUAAGUUUGAUCCGACAGACCAUGAGAUUCUUGAACAUUUAGAGGCGAAGGUGCUGUCUGAUACGCGGAAGCUUCAUCCUCUUAUUGAUGAAUUCAUCCCCACACUAGAGGGAGAGAAUGGAAUUUGCUAUACUCACCCGGAAAAGUUGCCAGGAGUCGGCAAAGAUGGCCAAAUCCGUCACUUCUUUCAUCGACCGUCAAAGGCAUACACGACUGGAACUAGGAAACGCAGGAAGGUCCACACUGAUGAAGAUGGAAGCGAAACCAGAUGGCAUAAAACAGGCAAGACUCGGCCAGUUUUUACUGGGGGUGCAGUUAAAGGGUUCAAAAAGAUCCUAGUUCUCUACACCAACUAUGGCAGACAAAGAAAGCCUGAGAAAACAAACUGGGUGAUGCACCAAUACCAUCUCGGAAAUAAUGAGGAAGAGAAAGAUGGGGAAUUAGUGGUUUCAAAGGUUUUUUACCAAACCCAGCCUAGACAAUGUGGUUCGAGUAUUAAGGAUUCGUUUGACACACGCUUGAAGAACCAAAGUGCGCAUGAUAACAGUCUUUUACCUAAGAAUGCUGCCCUUGUGGGGUACGACAAUCCUCCUUUUAUCAACUAUGAUCAAGGGGGCCAUAAUAGGGAAAUCACACCACAACUAAUUCCCAACUUGGUUGUCCAAGGUGAUGGGUCUUCGUUUUUUCGAUUAGCUGCAGAUACAAGCAAAGGAAAAUUCGAGAGAAAAUAGUGAAUAUUGGAUGAGUUCAUAGUAAUCAUGACAACUACUCCUAAUAUGGCUGCUGCUAUCAAUAUUACUGUAUAA